AUGAUAAGGGCGACGACGGCCUCCCAGCGCCUCCGCCACGACCGCUGCCUGCACUUGCUUCACCACCACCUGUCAAGCUCAUUGCAGCGCACUGGCGGGCGCGCUAGUGCUCGUCGACUGCCGCAGACUUCAGUGGUGCACACGCGCCAGUGGCUGCAAUUCAGUCGUCCCCAUACUUUGUUACGAGAGACCAAAGCAGAUAAGCCAUGGAGCUGGACGACGUGGCUGCAGGAGAACAUUCCCAAGGGCUUUGGCCGCUUUUAUCCGAAGAAUGGAGGCAAUGGUGGCAAGAUUAGUGGCCCACCAAAAAGUGCCCCAAAGGCUGGGGAGAAAGGAACUACGGACAUCAAGAAGCUGAGCUCAAAGACUUCAGAGGGAAGCAGUGGGGCGAAAAAAGGAUCGUCAGGUAAUCGUGGAGGACCCAGCGGCAAGGAUGGUAUGGCUUACUUGAUACCGGCCGCUGUAGCUGCUAUGUUUUUGGCCGACUUGGCGUCGACGGACAAGCCAAUGCAGGAAAUCACUUACCAGGAGUUCCGAAACUCUUUUUUAGAGUCGGGGCGUGUGGAGAAACUAGUGGUGGUAAACAAGAAGUACGUCAAAGUUUUCUUGAACGAUACGCUGGGUGCUUCGUCGUCUGGAAAGGGUAGUGCAGUGCCCGGUAAUGCCAGUGACAUGUCGGACUGGCGCGAUCCUCAUGCCAAAGGACAGCACGAGUACGAUUUCGCAUCCGAGUCGGAGUAUCCGGCAAAUGAUGUCAGCGGUCGCGGACUAAACGUGCCUGGUAUGGGAUCACGUGGUGGCGCAUCUGGUCGUCCAACCUCGAAUCCUGUGUACUAUUUCAACAUUGGCAGCGUAGAUGGCUUCGAGCGACAGAUUGAGCACGCCCAGCACCAGAUGGGCAUUCGUCCGCAUGACUACAUUCCAGUGCAGUACACGAACGAGAUCAGCUUCACUGCGGAGAUAAUGAAGUUUCUGCCGACGAUUGUACUGAUUGGCUUUUUGCUCAUGACCAUGCGUGGUGUGGGUGGUGGUGCUGGUGGCGGCGGUGGUGGGAUCGGCAACAUAUUCAAGGUCGGCAAAAGUCCUGCCAAGAAGAUCACCAAGGAGGACAUUAAGAUCACGUUCAAGGACGUGGCUGGUGUGGAUGAGGCCAAGAAAGAAAUCAUGGAGUUCGUUGAUUUUCUUCGCAACCAAAAGCGUUUCACGGACCUCGGUGCCAAGAUCCCGAAGGGUGCCCUGCUGGUAGGCCCGCCUGGUACGGGUAAGACGCUGCUGGCGAAAGCCACUGCCGGUGAAGCUAGCGUCCCGUUCUUUAGCAUUUCUGGAUCAGAUUUUAUCGAGAUGUUCGUUGGUGUGGGCCCAUCCCGUGUGCGCGAUCUGUUCAAGGAAGCUCGUGCGAACGCUCCGUGCAUUGUUUUCAUUGAUGAGAUUGACGCAGUGGCGCGUUCACGCAGCAAGGGCAACUUUACAGGCGGCAACGACGAGCGCGAGAACACGCUUAACCAGCUGCUGGUCGAGAUGGAUGGAUUUAACUCGAGCGAGGGCGUGGUCGUGCUUGCCGGUACGAAUCGCGCAGACAUUCUUGACAAAGCCAUUUUGCGCCCUGGUCGCUUUGACCGACAGAUUACGGUCGAUGUGCCUGAUAUCAAGGGCCGUCGUGAGAUCUUCAAGGUGCACCUAAAGGGACUGACGCUGAAUGGCGCCGUCGAUGACUUUGCUCGUCGAAUGGCUGCAUUGACUCCAGGUUUUGCUGGUGCUGAGAUUGCCAAUAUAUGCAAUGAAGCGGCUAUUGUAGCUGCCCGACGAAACGGUACAAGCAUAUCAUUCAAGGACUUCGAACAAGCCACGGACCGUGUGAUCGGUGGACUAGAAACAAAUCGCAUCAUGUCGCCGGAUGAGAAGAAGACGGUGGCGUACCACGAAGCUGGCCACGCUGUUGCUGGCUGGUUCCUGGAGCAUGCGGAUCCGCUGCUGAAGGUGACCAUCGUACCGCGUGGAAAAGGCUCUCUUGGGUACGCGCAGUAUCUACCAAAGGAGGUGGCGCUGCACAGCAGCGAGGCUCUGACUGACAUGAUGUGCAUGGCGCUUGGUGGCCGCGCUUCCGAGCAUGUGAACUUUGACGGUCGUAUUACCACGGGUGCAUCCGACGACCUCCGUCGUGUGACGCAGAUCGCCUACUCGAUGGUGCAGUUGUACGGAAUGAACGAGCGCGUAGGACAGCUGUCGUUUCCGAAGGACGAGAAUGCAUACGCGGACAAGCCUUACAGCGACAAGACAUCCGAGGUCAUGGAUGAAGAGGUGCAGAAGAUUGUGCAGAAUGCGUACGAGCGCACCAAGCAGCUAUUGAUGGAGAAGAAGGCGCAGCUGCACGAGCUCGCUGAGGAGCUGCUGCAGCACGAGACGAUCAACCACUCGGACAUUGUGCGAGUGCUGGGGCCCCGUCCGUUCGGCGGCAACAAGACAUACACCGAGUUCGUAGAGGAGUCGUGGAAGGACGCUGACAAGUACGAAGCAGACAAGGCUGCGGCAUCCAAGGCAGCAUCCGAGGCAACGGCUGAAGCGAGUGAGAGCGAGGAAGAAGCCAAGACGGCGUCGACUAGCGAGAGCGACGAUACUAAAGACGACGAUGACGACAACAACAACGAGGACAAGAAGUAG
Messenger RNA from Peronospora matthiolae, 2658 nucleotides. The record is from the annotation of a GenBank genome assembly. NCBI's taxonomy places the organism in Eukaryota, Oomycota, Peronosporomycetes, Peronosporales, Peronosporaceae.